UUGUUAAUUACUAAGACAAUGAAAUUCUCUUCUUACACACUUCAAACAAUAAAACCGCGAUACGAUUGUAACGCGACUUCGACAAAUGCAAUGACGAGGCCAGAAAAUGGGUAGCACGGAGGUAGACAAUGAAAAAUUUGACCAUGAACCCAAAGACAAGUAUUUACUUGUUUAUGCCGUUUUUGGAUUCUUCGGAAUCAUCCACUUCCUACCGGCAACUUUUUUCGUUACAGCACACGAUUACUGGAUGUACAAAUUCCGUGACACGACCAGCGAUAUAAUCGACUCCAGUCAUAGAACUACCCUUCAAGCGGAGUUCUCGGCAAGUGUGACCAUAUCCACGCACGUCACAGGCGUUCUAGGUUCUUUUUUGACACUUUUCUUUGGGCAUAAGUUAAAUGUACACUUCAAGCUAUAUGGUUCACUUUUGAUAAUCGUGGUAUUGUAUGUGAUCGCAGCAAUUUUCAUCCACAUCGACACUGACUCUUGGCAAACGGGCUUCUUCGUGCUAACUAUGUUGAUGGUUGGAACAAUUAACACAAUGAACACAGUCGCUGGGUUGACUUUCUUCUCCAUUCUUUACAAAUUCCAGCCGGAUUAUCUAGGACCUUACUUAAAUGGGCAAGGAGUUGCCGGGAUUUUUACUUCGUGCUUGCAGCUUUUGUCCCUUGCGGUGGGAAUAUCCACAACCAAGAGUGCUUUGGUGUACUUCUGGGUUGUAAUAGGUCUGUUGAUUGCUUGUUUGCUGUCUUUGAUUGCGAUAGGUCGAAGUAACACUUUCUAUCGACACUACAACUCCAAGACAACUCAUGAAAAAGCAGAGAGGAGGAUGAUGACUUGGAGGGAAUUUUUUAGCGCGGUGAAAUCCAUCUGGAGGAGUUUGGCUGUUCUUUUGUUUUAUUUGUUGGUUGUUAAUACUACUCAUCCGGCUAUUACGUCACUGAUUGUGUCAGAAGGAGAGGGACAAGGGGACUGGAAUGAUGUGUACUUUGUGCCCACCACAACGUUUGUCUUAGCAGCCGUUGGCGACUACAUCGGACGAUUUGUAACAGUUAAACUUAAACCAUUAACUAAUCUAGAUGGUAUUUGGUUCGUCGCUUUUAGUGCCGCAAGAGUUGCCAUUUUUAUCCCUCUAAUCAUGCUAUGUAACGUCCAGCCAAGGUCACAUCUAAAUGUGGUUUUCCCCCACGACUACCAGUAUAUACUCAUCAUGGUAUUUUUCUCUCUAAGCAAUGGGUUCUUGUUCAGUAUCGGGAAUCUCUUGAUACCAAAAACCGUCCCUCCUGAAAAACUGGAAGAUGCCUACCAGGUUAACAUAAUGGUUGCUGCGGUUCUGAUGGGAUCUUUGUCUUUCUUGGGGUUCGUUUCUGUACAACUGUUGUAACUAGUUUGCUAUGCAAGAUGUGAUAUUGUAAUAAACUUGUUAAAAAAUGUA
Molecule: messenger RNA, 1435 nt
Organism: Zophobas morio
Lineage: Eukaryota; Metazoa; Arthropoda; Insecta; Coleoptera; Tenebrionidae
Product: equilibrative nucleoside transporter 1-like
Exons: 8
Coding region: 107-1384 (425 amino acids)
Biological process (GO): nucleoside transmembrane transport
Cellular component (GO): plasma membrane
Molecular function (GO): nucleoside transmembrane transporter activity
Source: RefSeq, a predicted model, not a curated record